This is a messenger RNA of Blepharisma stoltei, 1694 nucleotides long. The record is from the annotation of a GenBank genome assembly. Lineage: Eukaryota; Ciliophora; Heterotrichea; Heterotrichida; Blepharismidae.
AUGGAAAAAAGUGACAAAGAACAUUUGAUUAGGGAAGAAUCCAAAAGCCCAGAUUUAUGCAUUAAUCCUUUGGAAAAGCCUCCAAAGUGCCUAUCUGUUUCUGUACAUUUUAUUUAGAUAAUCCGUACUUCUAUAGAACAAUCAGCUCCCCAAGUCUUCAAAGUUUACUCAACAGGAGUCCUCAAUUCUCAAAGACUGCCACAAGACCGUACAAUAAGAAUAGGCCGCCAACAAGUGACUGAGGACGGCAAACGACCUAACGACAUAACCCUUCCUGCAACUGACCGUGCUAUAAGCCGAACCCACUGUAUGAUAGAUUGCAAUGAUUUUUUUAAUAAAGAAAUCCCCGACACCUGAAUCGCUUUCCUUAUGGGCUACCACCCUCGUUUAGGAAAAAAAUCAAUACUGCAGUUCCUUCCUCAAGAUCUUUUUAGGUGCAUUUUGAUGUUUAUAAAAGAGGUUAGCUUAAUUUAAUUAGGAUUUAGAAGGGCCCUUUGCAGAUCCAAAAGCCAUAUUUUGCCUUCAUAAGUUUGCCAGUUCGAGUACGACGUCUUAAUGCGUUGCUACUUAUAGAUGAGGGCUUGCACUUACUACCCGUGUGCCAGAGAAGUUGGGUCACCGUACUUCAUGCUGGCGGGGUUCAGUUCCAGAAUUUGAACAAUCGAAUUUUCUGGUCACCUGUCGACCAAAAUGGAACUUUUGGCCUAGGAUGCAACGCCUGGUAUAGCUCUGGAAACGUUCCAGAUCAACAUGAAGAAACCUCACUGGUGCUGUCAGAAUAUCCCUUUCCAACUUUAGUGAAUCAUUUCCCAUGGGAUAAAACCUUGACCUGGAUGUAAGAAUGCGAUCAGCUAAACUUGACACUGCGCUCCACCAACACAAGUAAAAUAUGGCCGGAUAUACAUUAUCGAACACCAUCCUCCCUUCCACAAACCCCUGGCUAAAAGGCUUCAGAUGUUAAAAGGGCGAAUUGGCACAGCACUCAUUUUUAAUAAAUCUCUUUAUAAAAGAGCAAAAAUCUCCUUAUUUGAUUGACUUAGGGAGCAUGUGUGGGACAUAUAUAAGAGUUUCUAAUGAAGAGCCUAUUAAUUUAGAGCCUGGACAGAAUUUUUUGAUCGGGAGCGAUAUUAUAAUAGAAAUUGAUAGAGUUGUAAGCGAGCCUGUGCCGCUUUCGGUUAAUUCUGAACAAACUUUGGAGGAAUAUCAAAAUAUUCCUUAUAAGCUGAAUUAUUUCGAAAAAAAAUUAAAAUUGUGUUUAUUAUAAAAUUGAUAGUAAAAUGCAUACUUUUAAUGACACUGAUAUUGUGCUUGAUGAUAUAGGACCUUAUAUUGCUAUUAAAGUCAGCAGAAACCCAAAUGACAACGAAGAAACAAUGAGCCCGUCGACCUGAAAAUUUGCAGCUGAAGAGAAAUAUAAAGUUUUUACUAUUGGGAGGUCACAAAUCUGUGAUAUUCAGCUGCCAGAAAACACGAUUUCAAGAACACAAUGUAGAAUUGUAUAUGAUGAAGGGAAAUGACAGUUAUUUGAUGGGCUAGAAAGCAAGCCAACGGUAAAUGGGACCUGAUUUUCAGUCUUCAGGAAGAUAAGAAAUGGAAGAGACCACUCAGCGCCAUGUAAAUUGAGUAAUGGAAGCCAAAUAAAAGUGUCUGACACUGUUCUUCAGGUUGAUUGGGAAGCUUAUACUAAUAAAUAA